Molecule: messenger RNA, 2449 nt
Organism: Drosophila navojoa
Lineage: Eukaryota; Metazoa; Arthropoda; Insecta; Diptera; Drosophilidae
Product: lethal (3) 04053
Source: RefSeq, a predicted model, not a curated record
AUUUGAGAAUAGUCAUCGAUACGUUAGUCUCGACUCAUCGAUAACAGAAAAGAAUGUAGAAUAUCGUUUGUGCCCAGCUCUAAGCAACAAAAACUUUAGUGAAAAGUCGGCAGAGAAAUGCAACGCCAAAUUAACUAAAUUUGCAGCGAAAACUGAUACAAAAUCCCAUAAGAAGUAUACACAACAGGAGCAGAAGAAGAGCAUAGUUAACUCAAACCACUGGCGACGGAAUUCAGUGACUAACGGUGGCUGCAACAUUUAAAUGGCCAAUGGCAAUGGGAACAAUAUCAAUACGGAUGAUGCUGCCGCUGCUGCCAAUACAGCCACAGCUGCACAGGAGCAACAGCACCUGACCGGUGAUGGCAACGGAGCCUGCGGCGAUGUCAAGUUACCCGCAAGUACGCGUAGCGACAAUGUCAACGACCUGGUGGCAGACUUAUGGCUAAAUGGCAGCGCCAGCAGCUCUAGUCGUGGUGAUUACACAAAUAUACGGGCCACGACUGGUUCGGCGACCAUGAAUGCUACAACAGCAACAGCAGCCGCAGCGCCCCUACCAGCAACAGCAACAGCGAGUGCAACAAACAGCACGAAUGCCACCGCCUCCGCUUCUUCCUCAUCCACAUCAACAUUUUCCUUUAAGCACUUUCUCAACAGCAGCGGCACAAUUACAGCGCCAAGCAGCACAGUCACGUCCCUUGAUGCAACGGGCGGCACGAGUGCUUGCAGCAGCAGUAGCAACAGCAACAACACAAAUGCAAGCUCAACAUCAACCGCUGCACUGCAAACGUCAACGGGCGCCAGGCCAAAGGUUCCCCAAUCUGCAUCCGUGAGCCAUAUGCAGCCGGAUUUGAAUGGCAGCGCCGCCUCUAAGAUGAAGCGUUCGCCACGGUUCAGCUCCUUUGACUCGCAGGCGAGUCUGGCCGAGUAUGCAGCAUGUGGCGGAAGUGUCAACAGCUCCAGUUCGACACGGCUACGUCCUGAUUUGCGACUAGAGGUGGAGCGCAGUGGCAUCAUGCUGGAUGACGAUGAUGACUACGAACACUUGGGCCUAGCCCAUGUGCGGAAUAGUCGCCUGUACGAUGACCACGUCGACGAUGAUAUAUUUCCUUCAUCUUCGUCGAGUUUGCACGUGUCGGCCAGCAAUUCGCGCUACGUGCCGCGAUCCUAUUCCAGCUACGAUAUGCCACCGCAUGCUGCAUGCGCUGCCGCUGCUGCAGCGUCGCCUCGGCGUCGACCUGCUUUGCGUCCGAAUCGCUUGGUUCUGGCUUCGGCUUCGCCCAAAAUGAAGCUCGAUCUGCCGCUGGACACGUCAAACGUGGCUGGCGCCGCAUCGGCUCUGCCCGACUUUGUGCAGGAUCAUUUACCGGACUCGUGGUGCCAGGAGGCGCAUCUCAGUUCGCCACCCAACUCGCCUUUAGGCGCUGCCGAGGCGCCCAGCUGCAGCAGCGCCAUGGGUGGCGGCAAUGGUGGUGCUCUGCUCUUGCCCGCUGCCGCGACCGCUGGUCUGCCCAACACUUCAACGAUGCAAUCCGCUGGUGAUGCGACUGGGUCUACGGUUAAAAUGCUGCCCGAUUUUCUGUCUGACGGUCCCAUUCUGCACUCGUCACAGCGCAUGGCGGAUGUGGCCAUUGGGCUGCCCUCGAAUUCCAUAGAUUCUCCGCCCCAGGAAUCGGAUGGCGGUGUGUCCUGCACACUGCGCCAAGAGAACGAGCGGCUGCUGCGCGAACUGCAAGAGAUGCGUGUAGAGCUGAAUGCGCAAACUCGGCGCGCUCAGGACUAUGAGCAGCAGUUGCUGGCUUUGGGCGAUGCACGAAGACGUGAAACGUUGGCGGCCACAGCACAAAGUCAGAAUACGCAGCGCUUGCGGCGACAGGUGGCGCAGCUGGAGGCUGAGCUGUUCGAGCUGCGACACAGUAGUGAUGAGCUAACGGCUGGUGCCGCAGGCGCUGCGGGAGCAGCAGCAGCUGUUGGUGGGGCUUCGGUGAUAACGCCAGGCAGCAGCCACAGCAGCAGCAGCAACACAUCGCGUCCGUCCAGAACGCAUCAAUUGUCGCGCGAUUUACUGCGAGCUGCGGACAAUGCUGAGCAGAAUUUGAGGCAACUGUUGGCUGGCGUGGAUAAUCUGCGUCAAAUGGCGGCCAGCUUGGAGCCAUCGACGGCGACAGCAGCCACGCCUCGUAGCCCCAAUUCGGAUCAGUACACCGACUUUAAUUAGAAACUUUCAUUUGGGUGCAGUUGUUGAUGAUGAUUAUGAUGAUAAUAAUGAUGAGAUGAUGCUGAUGCUGUGUGUGUAUGUGUGUUUGUGUGCUUUUUACUCGAAAUUCAUUCAGUUUUGUUACUCAUAAGCCGCCCAACCAACUCCACCUAGCGCUUGUUUUUAGCAACCGAAAAAACCUUUUAUAUCGAGCUAUAAAUAUAUAUACAUAUACAAUCAAAAGUCUAUAUACAA